AUGUCGUCAACUAUACCGCACGGGGAAUUUCCUGCCGAAAUCUGGCUACAAAUCUGCAUCUACCUAGAUAGUUGCACCGUCGCCGCGCUCGCGCAAGUCAGCAUCAAGCUCCACACGAAUCUUCAGGAAGAAGUAUACCUCGCAGCGAUACGCGAUGGCAUUACCGACAUCAUUACCAGAAGCGCCGCGACAGGGAACCUGGUCACUCUCCAGCGCAUAGCGUCGCACGGCGCCGACAUGAACAAAGUCUAUUCAUUCGAUGCUCCUCAGUGCCUCGAAGACUGGGUAAAAGUAGAAUAUUGGAAGGAGUGGAAACGCCGAGAGGUUCCAAGCGAUGACGGUGUCAAGGUCGCGCUGUCGAAAGCAUGCUUCGCGACGCCCUUACACCUCGCCGCAAAGGGCGGGCACUACGAUACCGUCCAGUGGUUACUGGACCAGCACUCUGUCGAUAUGGAAAUGCCGGCGAGGUUUCUGUGCCAGUGUAUUCCCCCAGGCACCUUUCAGGUUCCCGGUUGUCACUUGAUGGGGCAUGCUGUGCCGGCCUGGACGCCCCUACACACUGCUAUUUGCAACCACAAAGUCUCCGUCGCGCGCCCACUGCUCUCCCGCGGCGCUCCGUCUCGAAAAGUAAGUGUGAGCCAUUCUUCGCCAAACUACCCUCGCGUCAACCAGGUCUUCGCCAGUGCCUAUAGGGGGUUGGAUCCGACAAAGUAUCCAGGUCCAGCGGUGAUGGUUUCCGCACUCCAAUCCGCCGCCUUUUCCGGCAAUUGGCCCAUCAUCAAAGAGCUCGUGCAGUGUAUGGGAGUGGAUGUUGACGAAGUCGUGGUGGAAAGUGGUGCGACGCCGUUGUAUUACGCCAUAACGGCGCGUAAUGAGCUUUCGGUCGCCCUCCUGCGACGUCUCGGGGCAGACCCGGAGCAGCCCUUCACGCCAGAAUGGCGUAGCGUUCACUACAAUAACGAUUUCGAAUAUGCUCUGGUCAUGGAAGAGACAGAUCCGACACCCAAUAUUUCUGAAUUAUUCUCAUCGGAAGUGGCAACUGAUAUCUUCAAAUUCUCAUCAAACGUGGCAAAGUCAAAUGCGGCACGUUAUCUCUUUUCAGAAUCGGAAGGCGCCUGGUAUUGUCCUUCGGGAACCGAAGGUAAGAUCGUCUCCAGGCUGAGACAAUCACUCUCAACGGCGAGGUCCGAGUAUUGGGCAAGGAUUAUACAACCCCUCUGGCACCGGGCCUGA
Molecule: messenger RNA, 1233 nt
Organism: Colletotrichum acutatum
Lineage: Eukaryota; Fungi; Ascomycota; Sordariomycetes; Glomerellales; Glomerellaceae
Product: ankyrin repeat-containing domain protein
Exons: 1
Coding region: 1-1233 (410 amino acids)
Molecular function (GO): protein binding
Source: RefSeq, a predicted model, not a curated record